AGCAGGCUGGAAGACCACCAGGCUCGGAGGACGCAGUCGCUCCGCAGGGCGCAGAUGAUCGCAGGCGGCGUGUGCGGCGUGGCGCUCGUCCUGGUGCUGGUGGUGCUCAUCCCGGCCAUGGUCAACUCCGCCGGGACCCCCACCCGCUACGAGAUGCUCGGCUCCUGCCAGAUGCUGUGCGACCCGCACGGGACCACGGCCACCGCCGCGGCUCCGACGAAGGCGCUGGAGCCGGUGAAAGACGCGCACCGCCUGGCGCAGUCCCUGCCAACCUUCAUCCAGGGGCCGCAAGGCGAGCCCGGACGCGUGGGGAGAAUGGGUCCGAGGGGUCCGGUGGGCGAGCCCGGCCCUCCCGGUGCCGCCGGCCGGCCCGGAGAGAGAGGGGCCCCCGGUGCUCCGGGGCCACCCGGUGCGAGUGGACCCACCGGGGCCAUCAGCGCGGCCACCUACAACACCGUCCCAAAGAUCGCCUUCUAUGCGGGACUCAAGAAGCAGCACGAGGGCUACGAAGUGCUGAAAUUCGACGACGUGGUCACAAACCUGGGGAACCACUACGACCCAUCCACGGGCAAGUUCACCUGUUCCAUACCCGGGAUUUACUUCUUUGUUUACCACGUGCUGAUGCGAGGCGGGGACGGAACCAGCAUGUGGGCCGACCUGUGCAAGAACAACCAGGUCCGAGCCAGCGCCAUCGCCCAGGACGCUGACCAGAACUACGACUACGCCAGCAACAGUGUGGUCUUGCACCUGGAGCCCGGCGACGAGAUCUACAUCAAGCUGGACGGAGGCAAGGCCCAUGGGGGCAACAACAACAAGUACAGCACCUUUUCGGGCUUCAUGCUGUACGCCGACUAAACCCUCCACUUGUUGCUCCUGCUGCUCACGCUCCAGCACUGGGAUUAGUACUCCUAUGUUCUACCCCAGCACUGGGAUUAGUACUCCUAUGUUCUACCCCAGCACUGGGAUUAGUACUUCUACGUUCUAGCCCAGCACUGGGAUUAGUACUUCUACGUUCUAGCCCAGCACUGGUAUUAGUACUUAUGUUCUACCCCAGCACUUGGAUUAGUACUUCUACGUUCUAGCCCAGCACUGGGAUUAGUAUUUAUGUUCUAGCCCAGCACUGGGAUUAGUACUUAUAUUCUACCCCAGCACUGGGAUUAGUACUUCUACGUUCUAGCCCAGCACUGGAAUUAGUCUACCCCAGCACUGGGAUUAGUACCUCUACGUUCUAGCCCAUGUCAGGUUUGUGUUCUUCUGGGCAGGUUUAGUGUCAUCAAUUCCAGAUGAUUGCUGUUGCACAGGUGUGUGAUGACGCAAUACCACAUUAAUGCUGCCAACUAAUACUACUAACCUACACACGAACACCAAUACUCACUUCUUUCUCUGGAAAACAGUGAUUAGGAGCAAAAUAAAGA
Molecule: messenger RNA, 1415 nt
Organism: Nerophis lumbriciformis (worm pipefish)
Lineage: Eukaryota; Metazoa; Chordata; Actinopteri; Syngnathiformes; Syngnathidae
Product: complement C1q-like protein 3
Molecular function (GO): protein binding
Source: RefSeq, a predicted model, not a curated record